Molecule: messenger RNA, 657 nt
Organism: Sphenostylis stenocarpa
Lineage: Eukaryota; Viridiplantae; Streptophyta; Magnoliopsida; Fabales; Fabaceae
Source: the annotation of a GenBank genome assembly
AUGAGCAACUCAACUGGUGAAGAUUUGAUCAUCCACUGUGAAGAUGAGCAGCAACAGAAUGAUGAGGAUGACUACUAUGAUCUUGAUGACUAUGAAAUUGAUGAGUCCUACUAUUUCUAUGUCAUCAAUGCAAUACUAAGUGGCACUGCUAGGCUCAAUGUUCUCUUGCCCACAGUGACCAUCCUUGCCUUCACCAUUUUUGCACCUCUUCUCACAGAUGAUGGUGAAUGCAACACAUUCAACCGUUGGUUGAUGGGAACCUUUUUGGCCCUUUUGGCAGUGUCAUGUGUUUUCUUCACCUUAACUGACAGCUUCAGAAGUGCCACUGGAAGGUUGUAUUAUGGAGUGGCAACAUUGAGAGGGAUAUGGACUUUCAAUGGGGGCAAGAAGAAGCCUAGUGUGCCAUCAGAUUAUAGACUAAGAUGGAGUGAUCUUUUCUAUGCAUCAUUGUCUUUGGUCUCUUUUCUUGCUUUUGCAGGGUUGCAUCAAGAUGUUGUCAAGUGUUACUACCCAGCAUUGCCAAGAAAGGUGACCAACACUCUCCCUCUUGUGGUUGGUUUCUUUGUGAGUGUCUUGUUUGUUGUGUUUCCAUCCAAGAGAAGAGGAAUUGGAUACCCCUUCUUGCUGCAGAGAGAUCCUUUCUACUCUAGACCUUGA